This is a messenger RNA of Porites evermanni, 342 nucleotides long. The record is from the annotation of a GenBank genome assembly. NCBI's taxonomy places the organism in Eukaryota, Metazoa, Cnidaria, Anthozoa, Scleractinia, Poritidae.
AUGGAGACCAAAACAAUAACCGAUGGCCAGAUCACAGCGUCAACCGAGUACAACGCUGCACACGGCGCCACCAAUGGUAGACUCAAUUUCAAGCCUGGAGAACGAAAGACUGGCGCAUGGUCCGCCCGUCAAAAUGACGUUCAUCAGUGGCUACAAGUGGAUCUUAAAGGCAAAACCGAAGUGACAGGAAUAAAGAUCCAGGGAAGACAAGACGCCGAUCAAUGGGUUACGAGCUUUACUAUUACCUACAGCAGCGACGGCACCACUUAUACACCUUAUCAGAACAGCAAGGUAUGGAAACCAAUGAAAAUCGUAGCAAGGGAAACUCAAGCAAUUAACUAA